Molecule: messenger RNA, 1302 nt
Organism: Indicator indicator
Lineage: Eukaryota; Metazoa; Chordata; Aves; Piciformes; Indicatoridae
Gene: HTR6
Product: 5-hydroxytryptamine receptor 6
Exons: 3
Coding region: 1-1302 (433 amino acids)
Biological process (GO): G protein-coupled receptor signaling pathway, coupled to cyclic nucleotide second messenger; chemical synaptic transmission
Cellular component (GO): dendrite; membrane
Molecular function (GO): G protein-coupled serotonin receptor activity; neurotransmitter receptor activity
Source: RefSeq, a predicted model, not a curated record
AUGGAGGGCGACCUGGGGACCCCCAACGCCAGCGUGCUGGGGGAGCGCUCGCUGCUGGCGGGGAGCAGCUGGCUGGCCGCUUUCCUCUGCUUCAUCAUCCUGCUGACCGCGGCCGGGAACUUCCUCCUCAUCCUCCUCAUCGUCACGCAGCGCUCCCUCCGCAACACCUCCAACUACUUCCUGGUGUCCCUCUUCAUGUCCGACCUGAUGGUGGGGCUGGUGGUGAUGCCCCCGGCCAUGCUGAACCAGCUGUACGGCCGCUGGGUGCUGCAGGGCGGCUUCUGCUCCCUCUGGUACUCCUUCGACGUGAUGUGCUGCAGCGCCUCCAUCCUCAACCUCUGCCUCAUCAGCCUGGACCGCUACCUGCUCAUCCUCUCCCCGCUCAAGUACAAGCUGCGGAUGACCUCCUGCAGAGCUCUCUGGCUCAUCCUGGCCACCUGGACCGUGGCCGCCUUGGCCUCCUUCCUGCCCAUCAAGAUGGGCUGGCACGAGCUGGACUUCGAGCUUCGGGCCCCAAACGUCACCUCCCGGGGGGACGAGGAGCAGUGCAGGCUGCUGGUCAGCUUGCCCUACGCCUUGGUGGCCUCCUGCCUGACCUUCUUCCUCCCCUCCGCCGCCAUCUCCUUCACCUACUGCCGCAUCCUGCUGGCCGCCCGCAAGCAGGCGGUGCAGGUGGCUUCCCUGGCCUCCAACGUGGCCACCAGCACCACCGAGGACACCACGCUGCAGGUCCCCUGUGCCCCCAGCCAGCCUGUGGCCAGCAGUGAGAGCAGGAGGUUCACCAACAAGCACAGCAAGAAGGCACUGAAGGCCAGCCUGACGCUGGGCAUCCUCCUGGGCAUGUUCUUCGUGGCUUGGCUCCCCUUCUUUGUCACCAAUGUGACCCAGGCAGUCUGUGGCUGUGUCCCUGCUGGCUUCUUCGACGUGCUGACCUGGCUGGGCUACUGCAACAGCACCAUGAACCCCAUCAUCUACCCACUCUUCAUGAGGGACUUCAAGAGGGCCAUGGGCAAGUACCUGCCCUGCUGCCGGCGCUCGGGGGAGCCUCGUCCCAGCGCCGUCUCCCUCUCCAUGAGGAACUCCAACAGUGGGCCCCGAGCUGCCACCUCCCUCAAGAACGUCCUCACCCUGCAGGCUGAGACUGACUCAGUGGACUCAGGGGUGCUGGGCAACAAGCAGAGCCUGCUGCCAGCUGGUGAGGGCCCCAGGGCCCUGCCCCGUGCCCCCUUGCUCAGCCUGUUCGAUGUGGAGCCUCCGGACACGGAGCUGCAGCCCAAGCAGCUCAGCACCCCCUUGGCCUGA